Molecule: messenger RNA, 4064 nt
Organism: Rotaria sp. Silwood1
Lineage: Eukaryota; Metazoa; Rotifera; Eurotatoria; Philodinida; Philodinidae
Source: the annotation of a GenBank genome assembly
AUUUGCAAUAAAAACAAUCAUGCAACAAUAAAAUGUUUUUAUAAGAAUAACAACGGCUGUUUUAAAUGUGGACAAUCAAAUCAUCAAAUACGUGAUUGUCCUCAACAACAUUUUUUCGAAUAAAGGGAUCGGAUGAUGGCGACGAUCCCUGUGGAGCAAAAACGUCAUCAACCACAACAGCAUUUAAUCCUAUUUUUGUCAAAAUUUUAUGCAACAAUACUCCACAAACAGCACUUAUCGAUACCGGAUCGGCCAUCACUAUUAUACAUCAACACUUAUUAAAUGAUAUACCACAUGAAAAAUUAAUACCAAAAACAAUAAAUCAUUUAUCUGCCAAUUGCUCAACAUUAAAUAUUAUUGGUGAAAUACUCUUAGAAAUAAAUGUUAAUGGACUAAAAACAACAGUUAUUGCUGAUGUUACAACAAAUCUUGUUACGAAUUUAAUAUUAGGUAGUGAUUGGAUUCAAUCAAACAAUGUUUAUAUUCUUACACCUGAACAACGAAUUAUGAUCCGAAGUCGAGGUAAAGAAGUAUCAACUCCUUUUGUAAAACCACCUCUUUUAAAUUAUCCAGCUACUCUUAUUAAUCAUAUUACUCUUCCUCCUUUUUCAGAAAAAAUAGUAGAAGCACAAGUUCAACAUAACAAUAUGAUAGAUGUAUUAUUUGAACCAAAUCCUCGAUUAAAAAAUAAAGCAUUAUUUACUGCAGCUGCAUUAUUGAACAUUGAAAACAGAGGAAUAAAAAUUAGUAUAAUUAAUGCAACGAAUCGACAACAAACACUUUCCGAAGGAACCAAAUUAGGUAUAGUGACACAAUUAUCUUCUACAAUUGGUGUUACCAUACCAUCAAAUUAUUUGAUAGAACGCAUUCCGGAAGGAAAAGCGUGUAAAGAGCUCAUUCCAAAAGGGAAAGAAGCGAACAAAUCAAAUAAAUUAAAUUUUAACAACGUACCAACUAUAGCAUCACACGGAAAACAACAUCAAUGUCCAAAUAAAUUAACUGAACAUAUUAGCGAUGAUAAACAACGAGAACAAAUUUUAAAAAUUUUAUGGAAAUAUGGAAAAUUAUUUGACAUUAGUGAACCAUCAAAAAUUGAUAUAAUUUUAAAAAAUGCUAUUGAUACUGGUACACACCGUCCUGUUCAUAUUCCACCAUAUAGAAAAUCAAACAAAGAUCAAGAAACCUUAAGAAAAGAAACAGAUAAAUUAUUAAAAAAUGGAAUUAUUGAACACUCAACAUCACCAUGGUCUUCACCUGUCGUAUUAGUUAAAAAGAAGGAUGGUACAACAAGAUUUUGUGUUGAUCAUCGUCGUUUAAACCAAAUUACAACAAAAGAUGCUUUUCCUCUACCAAGAAUUGAUGAUAUUUACGACCAAUUAACAAAAGCAACAUAUUUUACAAAAUUUGAUUUUAAAGCUGGAUAUUUUCAAGUACCAUUAGACAAAUUAGAUCGACCAAAAACAGCAUUUUCAACUCGAGAUGGACAUUUUCAAUUUAAAGUAUUACCACAAGGUCUUACUAAUGGACCACCAACAUUUCAACGUAUUGUUAAUCAAAUAUUAGGUCCAAACAGAUGGAAACAUGUACUCGCCUAUAUCGAUGAUAUUAUUAUUUAUUCACAAAAUUUUAAUGAACAUUUAAAACAUAUCGAAGAAGUAUGUUUAUUAUUACAAGAAGCCAAUUUUAAAUUAAAUGUUGACAAAUGCGAAGUUGCAAGAGCAGAAAUAUUAUUUCUUGGACAUUUAAUUAAAGCAGGUACUAUUAAACCUGAUCCAGACAACAUCCGUGGUUUGACCGAAACACGUGAACCAACAUCAGCUGAAGAAGCAUUUAGAUUCGUCACAGCAGCAGAAUAUUACCGAAAAUUUAUUCCAAAAUUUUCCACCAUCGCUGCACCAUUACAUAAAUAUUCUCCAGCAACAGUACAACAACAGAAGAAUAACAAAAAAUUAAAAUUUGAAUUAUCUGCCGAAGCUAGAACAGCAUUCCACCAACUUAAGAAAAUCUUAACAACUGAUCUUAUUCUCGAUUUACCUGAUGAUACAUUAUUAUUUAAAUUACAAACUGAUGCUUCUGUAGAUGGAAUUGGUGCUGUUCUAUUACAAAUUACUUCCAAUGGUGAUCGACCAUUAGCAUAUAUGUCAAAGAAAUUAACAAGAACACAAAUUAAUUGGCCAACAAUUGAACAAGAAUGUUAUGCAAUAGUACAAGCAAUAGAAAAAUGGGACAAAUAUCUUCGUGGACACGAAUUUAUAUUAGAAACUGACCAUGAACCAUUAAUUCAUUUUGCAAACAAAGAACAAUUAAAUAAAAGAUGUGAACGAUGGCGAUUAAAAUUAGCUGAAUAUCGAUUUAAGGUGAAACAUAUUCAAGGUAAGAAAAAUCAUAUGGCAGAUUAUCUUUCAAGAUCACCAGUCGACAUAGCUGAAGAAGAUAUUGAAGAACGAACUCAGUAUGAAUCAACAUCAACACAAACAGAUUUAUCAUUUUCAUCAUUAAAUAAUAAUUUAACUCCAUUAAAAAUGACAACAGCAAUUACUAGAGCCCAAGCCAAAUUACAACAACAAGCAAUGGCAACACCAUCUAUUAAACUGCCAGAUGGAAAAAUUAAUGAGCUCAUCCCACAAGGGAAAGUAGCGACUGAUGAAGAACUGAUAAUCAAACCAUCAGAUGAAAAUCCAAAUAAGAUCAUCCCAUUUGAUAUGGAUGACUUAAGAAAAUGUCAAGAAGAAGAUAAAACAAUUCAAGAAAUAAAAAAGAAUAUUAAGAAUAAAAAACAUUAUUUUAUUGAAGAUGGAAUAUUAUUUAAAAAACAACAACUACCACUUCUAUCUGUACCAUAUGUUCCAGCAGGACGAAUACGUGGUGAUAUAUUAAAAAUUUAUUAUGAUACACCUGCUAAUGGAGCUCAUUUUGGACGUGACAAAACAAUAAGAAAAAUUCAAGAACGUUAUUAUUGGCCAACAAUGAUAGCGGAUAUUAGAAAUCAUUUAGAUUCAUGUUUACCAUGUGCACAAAAUAAUUAUCGUCGUCAAAAAUUACCAGGAAAAUUAAAACCAAUACCACCACCAGAAGGAAUAUGGAAAUUAUUAAGUAUGGAUUUUCAUGGUCCAAUUACUCCAACAUCAAAAAUAGGAAACAGAUACAUCAUAUCUCUUACAGAUGUUUUAUCAAAAUUUGUUAUUACAAGGGCGGUUCGAGAUUGUUCAGCAGCAACAGCAGCUAAAUUUCUUAUUAAUGAUGUUAUAUUAAAAUAUGGCACUCCAACAUGUAUAUUAACUGAUAAUGGUACUCAUUUUACUUCUCAAGUUAUGAACAAAUUAUUUGAAAAUAUUGGAGUCACUCAUCUCUAUUCUACAGUAUAUCAUCCACAGACAAAUGGACAAAUUGAACGAUUCAAUGCAACUAUGGAUGGAAAAAUUGCCGCUUUAUAUAAUGAACGACGUACAGACUGGGAUGAAGUAUUACAAUUUGUUACAUUUAAUUAUAAUACAUCAAUACAUGCAACAACAAAACAAACAUCAUUCGAAAUGAUGCAUGGAAGACAAGUUAUACUUCCAUUUGAUCAACAAAAAGAAAUUAUUUCGCUCACACAAGAUCCAGAGCAUAGUGAAAAAAUUAGAAUAUAUCUCGAAAAAUUAGUAAAUGAAGCUCGAAACAAUAUUAUAAAAAAUCAACAACAAUAUAAAGCUCGAUAUGAUUUACAUAGACAAGAUUUAUUAUUAAAAAUUAAUGAUUUAGUUUUAGUAAAAACAAGAAAUGUUAGAAAUAAAUUUGAUAUACGAUAUGAAGGUCCAUUUAAAAUUAUUGAACAAUUAGGACCUAAAACAUUCAUUAUUCAACAUGUUAAAAAAUUAACAUUAACAAGACAAGUGACAAUGGAUCGUUUUCAAGGUUUACCAUCAACAGAUAUUAUCUAUUAUUUAUUAUUCCAAAAUGAAAUAAAUGAUAAACAAUAUUUAUCUAAACUAAUUAAAUUAAUGAAAAAAUUGAUGGAAAUGGAAACCGACAAUGUUCUUGUUUACAAAAAAGAUGAUAAAAUUAAAUUAAAAUUAUCCUCGUGA